Molecule: messenger RNA, 943 nt
Organism: Babesia bovis T2Bo
Lineage: Eukaryota; Apicomplexa; Aconoidasida; Piroplasmida; Babesiidae
Exons: 1
Coding region: 191-565 (124 amino acids)
Source: RefSeq, a predicted model, not a curated record
GUUGGCUGAGGUUGAGACUCGAUUCACGAUGCUCCUUUUGCUUGCAUUUAGUUACUGAAUAUGGUAACAGUUGGUACUAGUGUGUGGCUUGAUUCAUCUUCCAACGGGUAUAUUUAUCUGUUGUCUACACAUUGUUCCUAUAUGUUAUAAGCUCUGUCUACAUUUAUUUUCUUAUACUUAUUGCGUUACUAUGGCACCACGUACGCGCACAUCUGUGGCUUCCGGUGUCUCAAGGCACUCUGACCCAUCGGUAUCUUCUGUAUCCGUUGACCCCGUUGCUGCAUAUCAAGAGCUUGCAAAAGUCAAGCGCGGUUUACCUCGUCGUUUAGUAUCAGAGAUUGAACGUCGCAAGGCAACUUCUAUUGAGGAUGCAGCUCGUGUUGCAAAUGCUUUACGUGCUAAGCGUACCAAAUCGCACAAGGUCGUUAAGGCUAACGGUCCUGGGAAAGCCAAGGGCUCUAAGCCUAAGAAGCCUGGCGAGUUUUUAAAGCCCAGUGAUGAGGCUACCCUUGAGGUUAUCGCAGGUGUCAAGCGCGCGUUAGAUAGUGGCGUGAUUAAGCUAUAGUAUGUCACCCGUUAUUAAAAUUGCGGAAUGCGUUUUUUAGUGUUGAGUACGUUCCCCAUGAUAUGGCUGCUGCCGGGAGACAUAUACACAUUCGUGUAACGGUACCUCUCCAGAAGAUGCGGAAUCCAUACUCUCGAUAUAAUGCGAGAGCUGUGUUUGCUGGGUUCUGCGCGUUAUAUAGUAUAUAUAGCACAACUUACGGUAUAUACAGGUCUACUUGGAUCUUUGUCCUUUCGGUAGCACUGUUGCGUCUGCAUAUGUGUUUUGAUGACAUCGAUUGGGUUAGUAAUAGCUCCUGCCACAGCUCCUCCGAUGCCUGUGAUAAAUUAGCAGCCAACUUUGUCGGCAUUCAAGGCCGAUAAUGAGGGCAUAUCCACA